AUGACUGAAGCUUUUCGCGAUGAAUUCCUGAAGGGCCUGGUGGACAAGACUCAAUGUGCUAGCGUUCCACGACUCCGCGUCUGCACCAAUGAACUACCCAUCUACGACCUGAACGACGCGUCCGUUCGCAACCUGCUUGUAACGCGCAGCAAACCAGAGACUUUCCAGCUCGGCACAGGGGCUUCUAUCUUCACCAGCACCUUGAUUCCUGCCAUCAUAUCAGCUCAGUUCGAGGUCAUCCUCGUAACGUGUUUUUGGGCACCAUCUGCGACCUUGACGGCUCUGUGCGACGCCCUGAAAGCGCUUGCUGAACACCGCCGCGCGUUUAUCAAUGAUGCAGUCACUAGAGGGAAACCUGCCCCUCCGUCUCUAACUAUUCGAAUAUGUUUCUCGUCACGUUCGUUCUUUCAGAAGUUGCUGCAUCCUCAGUCGCGCCGUGGGUACGUCUAUCCCCCUUCGUCAUGGUCCAGCAAACUUGGCCUACCUGAGCCGGCACUGCUCGAGGCUGGAAGAAUCAAGCUGCAGGUCAAGAGUCUAUUCUUUCUUCCAUUCAGUGUGAUGCAUCCGAAGUACAUCAUCGUCGACAGGAAACGAGCGUUUAUCCCGAGUUGCAACAUAAGCUGGGAACCAUGGCUUGAGGGGUGCGUGGAGAUCACUGGUGACGCUCUGAAAGGGCUGCUGUCCUUCUUCGUCUUGACAUGGGGAGACACUCUUGAGUUUUCCUAUGAUCCUGGGUCUGAGGGAGUUGAGAACCAACUUCCUGAUAUUGGUCAGUCAAGUUCAAUAUUGGUUCGAAGCACUGCCCAUUGGAAGGCCGUUCUUCGCAAUUUGUCCGCGACGAUCCUCACGUUCGUGUUGCCAUCUCCUCAUCACCGUAACCCACGAUUUCGUCCGUUACCUUGGCAGAGCUACCCUGCGCCUCCUGCGACACCGCUCAAUGCGGCGCUUCUCCAGCUGUUCGAGUCGGCGCGGGAGUCUAUCUACGUCCAGACCCCAAAUCUUACGUCUCAGCCGGUGGUGAUCGCUUUGCUGGAGGCCCUUGAGCGUGGGGUUGAUGUGACCGUCGUGACGAACCGCCAUAUGAUGAUCUUCGAGCAGCUUCUCACCGCCGGGACCAUCACGGCUUGGUCGCUCCGGUCGCUAAUUCGUCGUUACGGUCAGAUCAAAGCAAGAUACAGCGACAGCGUAGAAGUUGGCGAACUUGAGGCUAGGCUUAGUUGCCCUGGGCGGCUUCGAGUCGCGUACUUCCACUCUCGGUCACAUCCCGUAGACUCUGUCUACCAUGACGAGUCAGGAGCGCAUGCAGUGUCGAGUAGCGCUGACAGCGAGGAGCCCGUUCAUUCGCACUUAAAGUUGAUGAUCGUUGACGACGAGUAUGUCAUGCUUGGCUCGGGGAACAUGGACCGAGCCAGCUGGUAUACGAGCCAGGAACUGGGUGUUAUGUUCCACAGUCGUGAGCUCGCGGAGCAGAUCCGAGGUGGACUUGAUGAUGUUUUGGAAGGUAGACUUAGCGUAGUGUUUGAUUCGGACAAUUGA
Thermochaetoides thermophila DSM 1495 is the source of this 1536-nucleotide messenger RNA. RefSeq lists its product as uncharacterized. Bases 1 to 1536 code for a protein of 511 amino acids. The transcript has a single exon. Gene Ontology annotation, molecular function: catalytic activity. NCBI's taxonomy places the organism in Eukaryota, Fungi, Ascomycota, Sordariomycetes, Sordariales, Chaetomiaceae. The record is from RefSeq and is a predicted model, not a curated record.